AUGUCAAUCCCACCGUUAUACACCAGUUCAGCUACAGAUUAUAGAUCCGAUACUUUCACAAUCCCAACCCCUGACUUCUGGGAUCUAGCAAAAGAAGCAUCAUUGGGUGACACUAUUAAUCUAGAAGAUACUGACACGUGUUUACUCGAAGCCCAGAUAUCCAAGGAGAUUCUUGGUGGUAAAUUAUUCAAUGGUGAGUUAUCUCGAGGUUUGUUCUGUAUGUCUACAACAAUGGCAAAUCAACUCGCUAUUCGUUCGCAUUUGAACUUUGCUCCUCCAUAUUCUGUGUUAUGUGAUAAAAGAGCACACGUAUAUGUAGAUGAAUGUGCCGGAAUUGCUGUGCUUUCACAAGCUCUUGUUAUUCCUGCGAUAGCAACCAACGAUCACCAUUUGACAUUGGAGGAUAUCAAAGCUAAUUAUGUUCCUGAUAUUGGCGAUAUUCAUCUGGCACCCACCCGGUUAAUAUGUUUGGAAAACACGUUGCAUGGAAUGCGUUUUCCAUUAGAGGAAUUAGAACGAAUUAGUGAAUGGGCACACUCUCAAAAUAUUAAAAUUCAUAUGGAUGGUGCACGUUUAUGGAAUGCAGCCGCAGUUGACGAAAACUUAACUUCAGAGAGAAAUUAUAUGCAGAGAGUCGCUUCACUCGUUGAUUCCGUUUCCAUUUGCUUAUCUAAAUCAAUUGGUGCCCCAAUAGGUUCUGUGUUGGUCGGAUCGAUCGAAUUCAUUAAAAAAGCUAGACAUAUUCAGAAACAACAAGGCGGGGGGAUCAGGCAAGCGGGGUUCAUUACCACGAUUGCUAGUUACUGUAUUAAAAAGAAUUUCCCUGAAAAUAUCAUGCUAGUCAACCAGAUUACCGAAAGUUUCUGGAAUGAUUUAUCUAAUACGUUGAAACAAGAAUACAACUUUGAACUAGUUUUGUUACAUCCGGUGGAAACAAACUUCAUCUUCAUUGAUUUACCAAAGUCGAAAAUCUCAUGUGAUGUUUUAUUGAAGUUUGGAGAAAAGAACAGUGUUCGUUUAUGGGACGGUAGAUUGGCUUUCCACUACCAAAAUAUAUCGGAAAACAGUUUGAAUAAAUUAAAACAAGUUUUUGUCGAUAUUGCAAUGUAUUACAAGGAGCAUGAGUUCACUGUGGAAGAAAGAAGUGCCAGGAUAUACUAA
Kluyveromyces marxianus DMKU3-1042 is the source of this 1161-nucleotide messenger RNA. RefSeq names its product low specificity L-threonine aldolase (gene GLY1). The record is from RefSeq and is a predicted model, not a curated record. NCBI's taxonomy places the organism in Eukaryota, Fungi, Ascomycota, Saccharomycetes, Saccharomycetales, Saccharomycetaceae. Gene Ontology annotation, biological process: glycine biosynthetic process; L-threonine catabolic process. Gene Ontology annotation, molecular function: L-allo-threonine aldolase activity. The transcript has a single exon. Gene Ontology annotation, cellular component: cytosol. The coding region runs from base 1 to 1161 and encodes 386 amino acids.